This is a messenger RNA of Penicillium manginii, 2010 nucleotides long. Its product is annotated as DnaJ and TPR domain protein. The record is from RefSeq and is a predicted model, not a curated record. The transcript has 3 exons. Gene Ontology annotation, molecular function: protein binding. The coding region runs from base 1 to 2010 and encodes 669 amino acids. Lineage: Eukaryota; Fungi; Ascomycota; Eurotiomycetes; Eurotiales; Aspergillaceae.
AUGGUUCAACUCGCCCACAUCUUCAAGAAAGACAAGGAUAAGGAAAAGGAAAAGGAAAAGGAGGAGAAGACGAAACUUAAGGAAAAGAACAAGGAUAAGAUUCGAGACGAUAUUUCAAUAUCUCCUCCAUCAUCACCCAGAGCCUCCUACUCCGCCACGCGCAAAUCACCCUCCAAAAAGUCUUCUUCUUCUCCGAAAAAGUCCCCCUCCAAGACUUCUCCCACCAAAACUCGCUUCUCUCACAGUCACUCUUCUUCCACUUCAACCCCGGCCACUUCUUUUAAAUUCCGUCGGUCUUCGCGAGACCAGGAUCUUCACCCUCUCAAUCUCCCGCCCGACGAACUACAUCGUCGUCUUUCGGCCAUGGCGGACCAGCGCAGUUCCAUGGACAUCGAUACCCCAGAUGUUCAAAUGAAGAAUGGUGGAAGUGGAAAUGAGGAGCGGAGUCCGACUCCUCCUCCACACAAGUCAACUGGCACUUCUGAUGAGGCCGAGUCCUUCAAGUUGGCCGGUAACAAGUUCUUCAAGGAUGGCAACUACAAGCGCGCCAUCGAAGAGUACAACAAGGCCCUCGAGAUUAACCCCAACUCCUCUGCUUUCCUCUCCAACCGUGCCGCCGCCCACAUGUCCGACAGGAACUACCUGAACGCCCUCGAGGACAUCGAGCGAGCCAACGAACUCGACCCCACAAACCCCAAGAUCAUGCACCGCUGGUCCAAGAUCCUGGUAAACCUCGGUCGGCCCACCGAAGCCCUAGACGUUCUCUCCCGGGUCGAACCCCCGGCCACAGCGACCGACCGGGCCCCCGCCGAGAACAUGAUCAAGUUCGUCAAGCAAGCCGAAGACACCCUCGCCGAGGACCGCGGAGGCUCGAUGGCCAUCUUCUGCCUGGACAAUGCCCGCAAGGGCCUGGGUCUGGGCGUCAAGGAGCCCCGGAAGUGGACGCUGCUGACCGCCGAGGCGCAGCUGAAGAUGAACAACAGCAACUCCCUAGGCAAGGCCCAGGAUAUCGCCAUCCAACUCCUGCGCGAGAACAGCCAAGACCCAGAUGCCAUGAUGCUGCGCGCACGGGCCUUCUAUGCCUCCGGCGAGACCGACCAGGCGCUCAAGCUGCUGAAGAUGUGCCUCGGGCUGGACCCGGAUAUGAAGCAGGCGAUCAAGCUCCUCCGCAUUGUUCAGAAGCUCAGCCGCACAAAGGACGAGGGCAAUGCCGCCUUCAAGGCUAAGGAUUACCGCCGCGCUAUCGAUCUCUACACCCAGGCUCUGGAAGUCGACCCCGCCAACAAGGAUAUGAAUGCCAAGAUUCUGCAGAAUCGUGCCCAGGCCUACAACAGUCUGAAGGAGUACGAGUCCGCUGUGCAAGAUUGUACAGAGGCUCUGCGUCUGGACCCUGGUUACGUCAAGGCGAUGAAGGUUCGUGCCAAGGCGCAUGCUGGUAACGAGAACUGGGAGGAGGCCAUUCGCGAUUAUAAGAGUGUUGCCGAGAACAACCCCAGUGAAAGGGGCAUUGCUGAGGAGAUCCGUCGUGCUGAGUUCGAGCUGAAGAAGUCUCAGCGUAAGGACUACUAUAAGAUUCUUGGGGUUGGCAAGGAUGCCUCUGAGCAGGAGAUCAAGAAGGCCUACCGCAAGCUGGCCAUCCAGUAUCACCCCGAUAAGAACCGGGAUGGCGAGGCUGGCGAUGAGAAAUUCAAGGAGAUCGGCGAGGCCUACGAGACUCUGAUUGACCCUCAGAAGAAGGCCGCUUACGAUAACGGAGAUGAUCUCAUGGACCCCGCUGACAUGUUCGGUGGCGGCGGUGGUUUUGGCGGCAUGGGAGGCAUGGGAGGAAUGGGUGGUAUGGGCGGUAUGGGUGGCAUGCAUGGCUCCCACGUCAACAUCGACCCCAACAUCCUCUUCAACAUGAUGAACGGCGGCGGCGGUGGUGGCUUCGCCUCUGCCGGUGGUAACCCCUUUGGAGGCCAGGCUCGAGGCGGCGGUGGCCAAGGAUUCCCCGGUGGAUUCCCCUUCUAA